AUGGUUCUGAACGUGAUGGUUCUGAACAUGAUGGUUCUGAACCUGAUGGUUCUGAACGUGAUGGUUCUGAACGUGAUGGUUCUGAACGUGAUGGUUCUGAACCUGAUGGUUCUGAACGUGAUGGUUCUGAACGUGAUGGUUCUGAACGUGAUGGUUCUGAACGUGAUGGUUCUGAACGUGAUGGUUCUGAACCUGAUGGUUCUGAACGUGAUGGUUCUGAACGUGAUGGUUCUGAACCUGAUGGUUCUGAACCUGAUGGUUCUGAACCUGCAUCAUGUUGUGAACUGCGUUUGUUUAAUGUCCCCAUCACCUGCUGUUUAUGUGAAGAGCAGAGCAGAGCAGACGCAGAGCAGACAGAGCAGACGCAGAGCAGACAGAGCAGACGCAGAGCAGACAGAGCAGACGCAGAGCAGACAGAGCAGACGCAGAGCAGACAGAGCAGACGCAGAGCAGACAGAGCAGACGCAGAGCAGACAGAGCAGACGCAGAGCAGACAGAGCAGACGCAGAGCAGACAGAGCAGACAGAGCAGACGCAGAGCAGACGCAGAGCAGACGCAGAGCAGACAGAGCAGACGCAGACAGAGCAGACAGAGGAGACAGAGCAGACGCAGAGCAGACGCAGAGCAGACAGAGCAGACGCAGACAGAGCAGACGCAGAGCAGACAGAGCAGACGCAGAGCAGACAGAGCAGACGCAGAGCAGACGCAGAGCAGACAGAGCAGACGCAGAGCAGACGCAGAGCAGACGCAGAGCAGACGCAGAGCAGACGCAGAGCAGACAGAGCAGACGCAGAGCAGACGCAGAGCAGACAGAGCAGACGCAGAGCAGACAGAGCAGACGCAGAGCAGACAGAGCAGACGCAGAGCAGACGCAGAGCAGACGCAGAGCAGACGCAGAGCAGACAGAGUAGACGCAGACAGAGCAGACGCAGAGCAGACAGAGCAGACGCAGACAGAGCAGACGCAGAGCAGACGCAGAGCAGACAGAGCAGACGCAGAGCAGACAGAGCAGACGCAGAGCAGACGCAGAGCAGACGCAGAAGAGCUGUUUUGGUGAUCCGUGUUCAUCUGUCGGAUGAGAGUUCUAAAACCAUGAUGGUGGAUGAGCGGCAGACGGUCAGACAGGUUCUGGACAGUCUGCUGGACAAGUCUCACUGUGGGUAUAGUCCGGACUGGUCUCUGGUGGAAACCAUCAACGAGCUGCAAAUGGAGCGUGUCUUUGAGGACCAUGAGAACCUGGUGGAGAACCUUCUGAACUGGACCAGAGACAGUCAGAACCGACUCAUGUUCACGGAGCGCAUCGAGAAGUACGCGGUCUUCAAGAACCCUCAGAACUAUUUGCUGGGGCGGAAGGAGACGUGUGAGAUGACGGAGAGGAACAAAGAGGCGCUGCUGGAGGAGUGUUUUGGAGGAACGUCGGUGUCUGUUCCUGAGAUGGAAGGAGUUCUCUGGCUCAAAGAAGAUGGGAAGAAAUCGUGGAAGAAGCGAUAUUUUUUGCUUAGAGCGUCUGGUAUUUACUAUGUGCCCAAAGGAAAGGCCAAGGCGUCCAGAGACCUGGUGUGUUUCCUGCAGUUGGACCAUGUCAAUGUCUACUUUGGUCAGGACUAUAAAAGCAAAUACAAAGCCCCCACAGACUACUGCAUGGUGCUCAAGCAUCCUCAGAUCCAGAAGAAGUCUCAGUACAUCAAGUACCUGUGCUGCGACGACGUCCGCACGCUGCAGCAGUGGAUCCACAGCAUCCGCAUCGCCAAGUACGGGAAGCAGCUGUACCUGAACUACCAAGAGGCCGUGAGACGCUCUGAGGCGGCGUACGACUGGUCCUCUCUGUCUUCUUCAUCCAUAAAGUCUGGGUCCAGCUCCUCCAGCCUCCCAGAAUCCCAGUCCAACCAUUCGAGCCAAUCAGACAGCGGCGUGUCCGAGCUGGCCUCGAGCCACACCCGCUCCCAGAGCGCCGUCAGCUCCAUCUUCUCUGACGCCUGGAGGAGAGGGACCCAGGGAGAGAUGAUGAGGAUGGACCCGAUCAGUCGACCCAUCCCAGUCCAGAUCCCAACACUGUCCUCGCAGCCGCUGUCUCUGUCCCAGCCCAGCACGCCUCGCACGAGCUACACAGAAGAACUCAACUCCGACGAGAGCACGCCGUCUCCCCCGUCGCCCCCACCCCCUCCGCCCCCGCCCCCCGUGGAGGCCGUGGCCCCCCAGCCGCCCGCCGUGUCUCCCUACAUCAAAUACAGCACACUGGCUCGCCUCCAAAGCCAAAACCAAGCGAGGCCCGUGGUGGUCCUCAACGCCAUGUCCGCGCCUUCCAGCAAAUCCAACUACAACACGCUUCCAGCCGGAUACGACGCCGCUCCGCCGCCUCAGCCCCCGUCCCCCCCCCCUCCACCGCCUCUGGCCGCGCCCGCACCCGGAUCAGCCAUGGCCAUGUUGAAGUACGGUUCGCCAAGCCCCUCCGCCGCUCUCCCCCCACCCCCGCCCAUCGAGGAGAUUCCCCAUGAGCCCUCCUACCUGCCCCCCCCUCCUCCAGAGUGUGUUGAGGAGAACGGACUGCCCCCCCCACCGCCGCCGGGUCAGAAUCCCUGCUCCCAGCUCUCCAACGCCGGUUUGCAACAAUUCUUGGCACAAAAGUUUCCCAACAUGAGUUACGACUUCUGCCAAAAUGAUGAAAACAGCACACACCUGGCGCCCGGGUUGUCUCCGCCCGCCACGCUCCCAAAUCUUAGACCGGUGUCGCCCAAUGCCCCGCCCCCAGCGCCGCCUAAAACCUUCACGAGUCCGUUCCCGCCACAAUCCGCACGCAAACUUUCAGGCCCGGCGUCUCUCCCAAUGGCUCUCUCGCCCGUGUCUCCCACGCCGCCGUGCAACGCUCACGGGUCGUUCAAAAAGCAGCAGAGCUUCUCGACGGGACACUCGCCAAACCAGCCCCCGCCCACGCUCCCCAAACAGCACAGCCUGUCCUCCAAGAACCUCAGCGCUCUGUCUCCGUCCGCAUCAUCAGCGUCGGUGUCAAUCGCUGCUGCUACGUCCUCAUUGGUUAAACAGAUCGUCAAUCAGUUUCCUGGACACUCCCCGCCCUCUUCUCUGCCCUCGUCCAAUCACACGGAGGGGUGCAGGUCCGGUGCCCCCCAGUCUCCUCCAGCCGUCAAAGCCAAACCCAAGUGGCAGCCUGGGGGGGUCGUGCAGUCUCCAGAGUUUCCACCUCCGCCCAAUGAGAACUUCCCGCCUCCUCCUGCCUCCAACAGCUCCUCCAAAACUGGAUCUCCGAUUAAGAAGUCUCCCUCUUCUUCUUCCAGCGGCUCAAACAAGCGAGGGCCGCCCCCGACCCCCCAGCGAGCCUCGUCCAUGCGAGAAGGACAGGAAGAAAGGCCCAAAAAGGUCGAAAGUCUCGUGAAUAAGUUUGGCCAAAGUGUUCAAACCGGGACGUCCUCGACUUCAUCAUCGGUGACUGGGUCUCCCUCAAAGGAGGCGUCUGCUCCCUCUGCUCCUCCCAAACCUGGGAAACUGAACUUGGCCAAUCUGCCUUUAGCUCUGCAGGGGAUCCAGACUGGACCGCAGACUGGACCGCAGACUGGACCGCAGACUGAGUUCCCCACUCCUCCUCCCCCACCUCCUCCUCCUCAGCCGCUGCACAUCGACUCGCCCGAUUACUUUCCUCCUCCCCCCAGUGACUUUGAGCUCUUCCCUCCCCCUCCUCAUCCGUCUGAGUUCCAUCCUCCGCCUAAAGUCGCGGUGGUGAAUCCUCAGCCUCAAACGCAGCAGAAUCCAGCCUCAUGGAAACAAAGCUCCCUGAAGAAAGGAGCAGUGCCUCCGCCAACGCUGUCGAGGCGCAGCAGUAACACGGCACAGUUUGACUCUGCUCCUUUAAUGCCUCUUUCUCCUCCGCCCAUGUCCCAAACGCCACCUCCUUCCUUAACAUCCUACUCCUCCUCUUCCUCCCCUGUGCCUCCCACUUCUCCCAAAUCUGUGGGUCCUGCAACUCUCACACUGAAGACCAACUUCCUGGAAGACCUGAACCGCACUCUGAAAAGGAAGUCCGUGUCACGCCACGGCUCGCUCACCUCCUCCCACCUCAUCACCUCCUCCAAGAUGGAGCCUAUGACCACCAUGGACGACAUGGCCCUGCUCCCCCCUCCCCCCCCGGAGCUGAUGCAGCAGGGCAGCCGUGGCCACUCCAAGACUCUCUCCCGUCACCACACGCACUCCCAGUCCGCCAAAAACGCCAACAUCUCAGGCUAUGCAACGCUGCGGCGAGGUCCGCCUCCUGCUCCGCCCAAAAGGGACCAAAGCACCAAACUGACCAGUGACUGGUGA
Molecule: messenger RNA, 4308 nt
Organism: Knipowitschia caucasica
Lineage: Eukaryota; Metazoa; Chordata; Actinopteri; Gobiiformes; Gobiidae
Source: the annotation of a GenBank genome assembly